Molecule: messenger RNA, 2208 nt
Organism: Paramecium octaurelia
Lineage: Eukaryota; Ciliophora; Oligohymenophorea; Peniculida; Parameciidae
Source: the annotation of a GenBank genome assembly
AUGUAUAGUCCAAAUUAUCCAAAUGGAGAAUUUAAUGGACAAAUAGGUGCUAUUCCACAAUAACCUGGCUAACUAAUACAAAAUGCCAAGUUUAUAGCAAAAAAAGAUUAUGCAACUUGGGCUUAAGAAGUUCCCCCAUUAAGGUAAAUUAAUCCAAUAUUCCUAUAGACCAAAGUCUAGGGAAAUGGAAUUAAUGGAUCUACUACUUGUCAAUAAUAUAUCUAAAAAAUAAACCAGUCUUCCUUAUAUUAAUUAAAACAGAUCUCCUAAACCUGAAAAUGUUUAAACUUCUAGAUUACUAGCACCUAUGCAUCCCUAAUAUCAUCAUCUUAGCCCAUAUCCUAUUCCACCAGGAUAUCCCUUACCAAAUAGUAAGAAAUACCUAUAUACAAACUUUAGUGAAUCAAGUUUAGUAAUUCCAGUAUUUUCCUUCAUCUUAUGCAUAGAAUUAAAUUGUACACUUUAUCAAAUUAAUAUAGUAAGGCCCAUAUGCCCCAAUAAUAAAUACUACAUUCAAACAGAAACUCAGAGUCUACUCUUGAAUAUGUGAGAGAAAUGAUUAAGAGAUAAAAUCAAUUUCAGGCGAGAUAAGAAAAACUAGAAAAAUAAAUAAUCAAAUUGAGAAAAAAACCAUCUAAAUUAAAUGAGCAAACCGAAAUGUCAUUUAAAUAGCAAAGGCUGUUCGAAAUACCUCCUCCUAUCUACCCAUUUGAACAACCAAGAAUUAUAACCAACAGACAAAGCGAUAAUAAGAAGACAAAUAAGUUAAAUUACUAAAUAAAUAUGCUCAAAGAACUUGUAUUAAAUUAGACUCUAUCUAUAUUAGUAAUAAAUAAAGAACAUUAGUAAUGGAGUACUUGAAAGUGAGAGUUAAUCUAGUGAGUCUAGUGUGGAGUAUGUGUAGAAACCUAGAAAGUAAAGACUUAAACCAGUUCCUAUUCCACCCUAUUACGAUUUGACUUAGGAUGAAAAGAGAUUGAAGGAUCUGAUCAAACAAAACAGCAACUAUAAAAUAAAAAGAGCUUUUACCAUGAUUGCUUAUUUAAUGUUCCAAAUAAAGUAGUUUAAGAAAAUAGGAGCAAUCAAAAUAAGCAUAUCCAAAGAUAAAACUCCUUAGUUGGAAAAUGAACAUAAAACAGAAUUGAUGAGAUUUUCACCCACUGUAAGCGAUCCUUUGGUUUAGAAGAUGGCUCAAUAAAAUGUUAAUUUAAGAGUGGUCGCAACUCCAGAAUAGAAGGUGACUCCUAAGGCUUUAAUCUAAAAUUCGAAUGCUUUAAAAUAAUAUAUUUCAGAUGUAUUUCAAGCAGUUUCUAAUUACUCACUUAAGAAAAGCUCUCUGGAGUAUCUUAGCAAAUUAACUCGAGAUUAUGAAUUCCUAUAAUAAAACUAUCAUUCAAAGUUCGAGCUAAAUAGAUUAUAAUUUGGAUUCUCAGGAUGUCUUAACAAUAUGAAACCUACAACCCAAAAUAUGAUGAUCAUUAUGAAUUUUUGGAUCAGGUUUUUCAUUCCUUUUAGUUUUCCUGAGACUUAAAAGAAUAUUAAGGAUAUUAAUGAGGUGAUGUAAACUAAUUUAAAAACAAUUGUAUCAGCUUUAUAUCAAAUAGCCUUGUUAGCUAGCAAAAAUUUAGCUUAACCUAUUCCAAACAAUACGAAAGAGCUUCCAAUAGAAAAAACCACAAAAGAAAAGAAUCCCUUUUUGAUAAAACUAGACUAAUUCAGAGAAACUCAAGAAGAGAUGAAUCUUUUAACCAGAAUGUAAGCGGAGAAAUUAGAUGAACCUCUGAUGUAUCCAGUAUACACUUUAAGAGAGAUGGACAAAUUGUAAGCAAUUCAUAUAAUAUUUGUAGUUUUGACAAUGAAAGGUCUUUCAUAAGUGAGAAAAUCCAAUAUUUAAUUAAUUGGUGCAAUGGAAUUAUGGGUGCAGUCAACGAUUUUAAAAAACAGGAGAUUUAGGAGAUGCAAAAACAAAAGAAGCAAUAAAUGGAUAUGCUGAAUUAAAAUGUGAUUGAACCAAAAAAAAAAUAAGUGACAUAAAUUAUAAAGGAUCAGAGAUAAUAAUAUUAAUAGAAUAGUUCAGAAAUAAAACAAUUGAAAUAAAAGAUUCAAGAGGAGAAGGAGAAGAAUGAAAAAAUGAAGAAAGAUUAUGACGAAGCUGUAAAAAAACAUGAUGAAAAAUAAGAAAAAUUGAUAUUAUUAGGUGUAAAAUGA